CGAAAAUGAAAUAUCAAAACAUAAAGAAUUCGUGAAGCACUCCUCAACACAGCACAAUUAAAGAAAAUCUGAAAAAAAUCCUUUUUGAUAUUUUCUCAUCCAGUUGAGAUACGAAGUGAAAAGAAUCUGGCACACAGUGGAUCAAUGUCACCGUGCACAAGACAUUUAUUCGAACGACUGUCCACAUCACAAACUGGGUCAAUGAGCAAAGGAAUUUUGCGAUAGAAAAUACACCGAAAAUUGACACGAGAUGCAAAUUGCAGCGCACUGAAGUGUUUUUUACAAAGAGAAAAAUUCCAAAUUGUCCUCGAAAUAUGUCAAAUGGACAAAAUAUGCCACCGUCGGAUAGUGUAUCCGCCGAACAGCCCACAGACAACACAACCGACUCGAUUAAAUCGCCCAAUUACUUUGCGUUGUACGAGGCAUUCGAAGAUUUAUGCAAAAACAAUGUCGACUACUUCAGCGCGGAUGACACCGAAAACGGACUACGACUGCACGGUGCUUUCAUUUCGUUAAUUGAUCAUCUGGCAAUGGCACGGAACUAUGUCACCGAAAUAAAGGACUUUGCACACGAGUACGAUUUCGAUGAAGCAACACCCGGCAAUGGUUACCGUAGCUUCUUACUCGUUGUCCGGUCUUGCAUUAAACAUUCGCUGAAGCUGAGCUCGUACAUUAUGCAGAAUCGGAGCUCGUUGCUGUUCCGAAAGUCGAUGUACAUGAAAGAAGUGGAGGCUUGCAGUCAUCUCUUGGCUAGUCUGUGCACCGUGUUGCAACACUUGCUGACUCUGCGGCAAUGGAGUGACGUUGGUUCCUUAUUUCCGACCGGUGUGCAUACGGCCGCUGAACUAUUCGCAACCGCCGAGACAAUCAAUCAGUACUGCUUCUACGGCAGGUGCUUAGGCAUCCAAUACUGUGAAUCAAUGCAAUCCGUCCUGAAGUUUCUGUCCAUUUGCAUGGCAGGCUUUUCCGAAGCAUUCUACAACGAAGGUGGCUACUUCACCAAAACGACCAGUUCGGUGUGGACCAGCGGCCAGUACUACUUGAAUCCGGAGCUGAGGGCUCGUCGUAUCGUCAACAUUUCCCAGUAUGCGGACAUUGACUUUUGCAAAAGUUUUUGGUCGCUGUCCGAAACGGAACUGAUGCACUCGCUGCCCAAUUUCAUUGGAAAUUCAAUCAAAAUCAACAAAGUGAUUACGAUACCGCCGGAACCGUUACAGUUGCCAAAUGCAUCCACUAACGCAAUGAUUGACAUUCCAGUGCCGAACAGUCAUUUGGGCCCUGGACCUGUGAUUGUGCGAUUGAUCAGCGCUCAAUGCAGAACGGGAAUGAUGGGUGAGAAAAACAACGGCCAAUCUCAGCUUCCUCCAGCUACCAAACUUAUAUUCCAUUGCCACGGCGGAGGAUUUGUCGCCCAAAGUUCUAAGUCGCAUGAACUCUACUUACGAGAAUGGGCUGUAGCGUUAGACAUUCCAAUACUAUCCGUUGACUACAGUCUAGCCCCAGACGCUCCAUUUCCGCGUGCUGUUGAAGAAGUAUUUUACGCCUACUGCUGGGCCAUCAAAAACUGUUCGUUGCUCGGAACUACUGCUGAAACGAUCAUCUUAGCCGGAGACUCGGCCGGCGCCAAUUUGAAUCUGUCGUGUGUAAUGAAAUGCAUCGAACUGGAUGUACGGCGACCGGAUGGUGUUUUCUUGGCCUAUUGUCCGGUUCAGAUAAGUUUCGAUCCGAGUCCAGCCCGAUUGCUUUGCCUUAUGGAUCCCUUGUUGCCGUUCGGUUUUAUGAUGCGCUGCCUGAAGGCCUACUCAUGUCCCAAUUCGGAAAUAAUCGAGCAGAACCGACGCAUUAGGGAGAGCAAAGACGCAAUCAAAUACGCCACAUCACAGAUGAACAACUCAUCGCUGUCGGCUGCUUCAGUUAUGGCGAAUGGUCGAUCGGAAUCGGAAUCAGAUUUGCCCACGUUUGUCCACUUGAAACCGGAAGAUCGAACCGAAAAUUCCGUGUCGUUGGAUGGUAGUUCCAAGUGGGAACACGUUAAUGUGCCUGAUUUUCAAGACGACCACAAAAGUCCGGGCAGCGAUGGAACCAGUGACACCUUCGCCAGUGCAUCACUUCAAAGUCAGACUGUUGGUAAUACGGAAAUGAUGACACCGGACGAAAGCAAUGGCAUCUCAUUCGAAGAAGACUCACAACCGAUAACCAUCCAUCGUCCGAUCAACGGAGAACCGGACUUUACCUAUUCGGCAACAGAAGAUGCACUCCAUCAAAUAACCAACGACGAUGCUUAUCGUUCACAUUCAGCUGCCGAAGCUAUCGAAAUUGCCGACGAUGCGGCACCACCACCAACAACCGAAUCUCAAAACGAGUCAUCCAAGUACAUCAACGCUUUCUGUGAACGUUACGUGCUUGACACGCAAAACGAUCGGCCGGUCUUAAGAUCAGUACCGGGCACACGAUCGGAAGAAAACAUUUUGUUGGAUGAGGGACGGAAUGUGAUUAGUGUGCAGAAUAUUCAGAAUAAAAUCUACGAAGUGGUCGACAACAUGACCAGCAAACUGUCGGCAAUGACCACAUCGUCGCCGAUUCGUGACCAUAAAGAGUCGGCGGUUCGUUCGAAAUUGGAUUCGAUCAGUGCACGGAGUCCAGCGGAUGAAUUUGUGUUCGAGAUUCCAAAGGAUCCGUUGCUGUCGCCGUUUUGGGCUACCGAUGAUAUGCUGAAGAAGAUGCCAAGGACUCAUAUUCUGAGUGUCGACAUGGACCCAUGCCUAGAUGACUGUGUUAUGUUUGCAAAACGCUUGAAAAGUUUAAACAACGAAAUUGGUAUGGACAUUUUACAAGGACUGCCGCAUGGAUUCCUAAACUUUGUGAAGCUUUCAAAGGAAGCGCACGAAGGCAACAUGGUAUGCAUUAAGCGACUGAGGGAGUUGCUGAACGCAUCCGAGUAGAUUUCAAUUAAUUUUUAAA
Molecule: messenger RNA, 2961 nt
Organism: Bradysia coprophila
Lineage: Eukaryota; Metazoa; Arthropoda; Insecta; Diptera; Sciaridae
Product: hormone-sensitive lipase-like
Biological process (GO): triglyceride catabolic process; cholesterol metabolic process
Cellular component (GO): cytosol
Molecular function (GO): triacylglycerol lipase activity; sterol ester esterase activity
Source: RefSeq, a predicted model, not a curated record